Molecule: messenger RNA, 1415 nt
Organism: Juglans regia (Persian walnut)
Lineage: Eukaryota; Viridiplantae; Streptophyta; Magnoliopsida; Fagales; Juglandaceae
Exons: 2
Coding region: 133-903 (256 amino acids)
Molecular function (GO): zinc ion binding
Source: RefSeq, a predicted model, not a curated record
UAAAAGGGAUCCAAACGCACUCUUCUCCAGUCACAUCGCCUUUUCUGCCACUACCAUAAGUUAUAAUUCUGCCUCCUGCAUCAAGCAAACAGUCUUUACAUCAACUUUCUCAUAAUCAGGUAGCGACUUAAGAUGCCGGGAGAAAUUGUCAGGAAGACAAUUACAAAGAAAACUCACGAUAGCCACCCGAACCAUGAGCUUGAGCUGAAGAAUUAUCGAAAGCCAUACAGGUGUGAUGGAUGCCUGGAGCCUGGUCAUGGACCAAGAUAUAGAUGUGACCUGUGUGACUUUGAUCUCCAUGAAGAGUGCAUGUUCACUACCCCCACAACUUCCCACGAGUUCUUUAAAGGAUCCACCUUCAAAUUCUUUAAUCAACCUCCGGGAAGAUGCUGUGUGAGUAACUGUUAUGACUGCAAAAGGUAUUGUGAUGCAUGCGGACAGGCUAUAAAUGGCUUUGUUUAUCACUGUGAAGAAAAAGGUUGGGAUUUGCACCCUUGUUGUCGUAACCUCAAGAAUAAAAUUUAUAUUGAUGGUGUGGAAUUCCGGCUUUGCAAUAAGGUGUCCCAGAAGUGCCUAUGGUGCAAGAAGAGGAAGCUUUCGAAUGGUGUCAAGGACAUCCCUGGUUGGUCUUAUUUGGCCAAGAGUGACAAUUGCCAUUUUCAUGUGUAUUGCGCAACGGAAAUGGUGCUUGAGAGUUGGAAAAAGGGGCCUAAAGAUAGUAACUGUUUGGAGUUGGAGAACCUGGAGCUGGAACUACCACUUCAAGCUAACUUGUUUAGAAGACGUGGAAGAGGUAGCAAGUAUUUGCGGAUUCUGAAGUUCCUUGGGAGCAUUCUGGCUAUCCUUUUAGGCGAUCCAACCAUAACUUUGGCUUGCCUCUUUGUGGAACUGGUGUCCAAAUGAUCCUCAAGAUACAUUAUCUGGUGCUCACGAUAUUAGAAAGCACUUAUUUGCUGAGUUUGGGUAGUUUUAUAUUAGAAAGUUAUACUUCAUUUUUUUCAGUUCAUUUGAACACAGUGCAGCAUCCUAUAGUUAAUUCUUGUGUAGUUGAUAUUCUUUUUCUAUACCUUGUAUCUUCUUUGUGAGUAUUUUUUUUAUUCUUCCUAUCCUAUUUAACUACUGAUUCUUUUUGCUAGUUUUGCUUCAUCCGUAUACUAUCACCACUUUCAUAGCAAUUUGGGCAGUUUGUUGCUCUCAAUGGCCACUAAAAAAUAGUUUGUUAUGUUCUCCUAUGGGCUUGGGAAGUCUACAGUGUGCUUUUUAUGAGAUGUUUUAUCCUUCCCUGCUAUUGUUGAUUCAAUCCAGUGGUCCUUGGCUGGAUGUGUAAACCCUUGGGUAAAACCCAACCUUGUAUUUCUUCUUAUCCUAAACCUUGUUUUCACAAGUAUAUGGUGUUAUUCAUUUUUCCCCUGCUG